Molecule: messenger RNA, 2249 nt
Organism: Hippocampus zosterae (dwarf seahorse)
Lineage: Eukaryota; Metazoa; Chordata; Actinopteri; Syngnathiformes; Syngnathidae
Gene: cyp19a1b
Product: aromatase
Exons: 10
Coding region: 125-1798 (557 amino acids)
Molecular function (GO): monooxygenase activity; oxidoreductase activity, acting on paired donors, with incorporation or reduction of molecular oxygen; iron ion binding
Source: RefSeq, a predicted model, not a curated record
GCUCACUGCCCUGUAUGCACUGUGGUACUCAAGAUGCCAAACUGCACGUGUUUCUAGGCAACAAGGAAGAAACUGAAAGCCUUUUAAAAAAUAAAAAAAAAGAUUUAGUAACUCUGAAGGCAUAAUGAUUUAUUUUGCUGGAGAGAGGAGCUCAUCUUAUAAAACAAGUGAAGGAAGCACUGCAUCCCUCAGACGGCACACCAACGUGACAGCAGCAUUAGUGGAGCCCAAAGGUACCAUCAUGUCACUCCUGGAGGUUCUCACCAACAGCCACACGGUGGCUUACCCGGUGUCGGACGCUGUUGCUUUACUGCUUCUUCUUCUGUUGCUGCUGCUCCUCACUGCCUGGGAAUGGACACAUUGGUCAAACAUACCAGGUCCGUCCUUUAUGGCAGGACUCGGUCCGUAUCUUUCCUAUACUCGGUUUAUCUGGACCGGCAUUGGAACAGCAAGCAACUACUACAACAACAAAUACGGCAGCAUUGUGCGGGUGUGGAUCGACAGCGAGGAGACCCUCAUCAUCAGCAGGUCCUCUGCCAUCUUUCAUGUCCUGAGGAGUGCCCACUACGUGGCCAGAUUUGGGAGUAAAAAAGGCUUGGAGUGUAUUGGAAUGGAAGGGAGGGGAAUCAUUUUUAACAGUGAUGUGGAACUCUGGAAAAAAGUCAGAACUUAUUUUUUGAAAGCCCUGACAGGACCCGGUCUUAAGAGGACAGCGUCCAUCUGCGUGAGUUCCACAGCGGAACAUUUGGAUCACCUCCAGGACAUGACAGACACCUCGGGACACGUGGACAGUCUCAAUCUGCUGAGAGCCAUCGUGGUGGAUAUCUCCAACAAACUUUUCCUCAGGGUGCCUCUCAACGAGAGGGACUUGCUGAUGAAAAUUCAAAACUAUUUCAAGACUUGGCAAGCGGUUCUGAUUAAGCCUGAUAUAUUCUUCAAAAUUGGAUGGCUCUAUGAUAAACAUAAAAAAGCAGCCCAGGAGCUUCAAGACGCAAUGGAGAUGCUUCUUGACUUGAAAAGAAAGACUAUUCAAGAAUCCGAGAAGCUGGAUGACGAGCUGGAUUUUGCAACGGAGCUUAUCUUUGCUCAGAACCAAGGGGAACUCUCUGGCGACGACGUGAGGCAAUGUGUGCUGGAGAUGGUGAUCGCCGCUCCCGAUACUCUCUCCAUCAGCCUCUUCUUCAUGCUGAUUCUGCUCAAACACAACCCAGACACCGAGCACAGACUGGUAGAGGAGAUGGACGCCGUCAUCAGCGAAAGUGGAGUAGAAAAUGUGGAUUACGCACGUCUGAAAGUGCUGGAGAUUUUCAUCAAUGAGUCGUUGAGGUACCAUCCGGUGGUUGACUUCACCAUGCGCAAAGCUCUGGAAGAUGACGACAUUGAAGGCAUCAGCGUUAAAAAAGGAACAAACAUCAUUCUCAACAUCGGUCUCAUGCACAAGACGGAAUUUUUCCCCAAACCCAAAGAAUUCAACCUGCACAAUUUUGACAAAACGGUUCCCAAACGGUUCUUCCAGCCGUUCGGAUGCGGGCCUCGCUCCUGCGUGGGCAAGCACAUCGCCAUGGUGAUGAUGAAGGCCAUCCUGGUUACACUCCUGUCUCAUUUCAGCGUGUGUCCGCGCCAAGGUUGCACCGUCAACAGCAUCAAGCAGACCAACGACCUGUCGCAGCAGCCAGUGGAAGACGAGCACAGCCUGGCCAUGCGCUUCACCCCGCGAACAACCCAACAUGAAUACGCUCUUCACACUGACACUGUCGGCUCAGACUACUUGCUUUCAGCGUCUGUAAAAAGGUGCUAAAUUUGUAACUUCUAAUGGCUUGUCACUGAGGCAUUUUAGGACACUUACAAUUUGUAAUCGUACACCUUUAGCAACAAAGCGUACUAUCUAGAUAAGGGAUUAAAACAGUUCAAUUACCGCACCUGAUCAGUUUUAAAUUGUAAUACCCACUAGAUGGCAGACAUCACUUGGUAGCACCUUUACCUGUUCAUCUCCAGUAGAGAAGAACAAUGUCGAAGUUUUGAUUAGCAAUGAUUGACUUUGCAACAAAAUGGAAUUACUCAAGUUAAAGGAGAUUUAACACAGAGCGCGCAUUCAUUGCUUACGGUGGCAGUGAGUGAACUCAACACGACUCACUUUACAACAAGCAGCAGUUUGGCAGAUAAAAGAACACAUCUUUUUUUAUAAAAUGGCUUCAAAUUAUUUUGUCACUCCAAGCGGAAGUUUACCGGCAAACUAAACACAGAACGAG